Messenger RNA from Neoarthrinium moseri, 675 nucleotides. RefSeq lists its product as uncharacterized. The transcript has a single exon. The record is from RefSeq and is a predicted model, not a curated record. The coding region runs from base 1 to 675 and encodes 224 amino acids. Lineage: Eukaryota; Fungi; Ascomycota; Sordariomycetes; Amphisphaeriales; Apiosporaceae.
AUGCCAUAUAAGCUACUCUAUCGUAACCCUCUUGCUUCUGCAGAGGAUGUCGCGUCCUGGGUGCCCGAGGGUUCCGUGAACGUCACAACAGCGAAUAGCGCCGGAACGACCUCUGUUCAGCUGAGCUCUGCAGGUGGCAUUGACGAUCACUUCACCUUGUGGUGCCCAGAGGUUUUCCCGUCACAGGUACGCAUAACCUGGGAGUUCAGCCCCGUGUCGGAGCCGGGGCUUGCCAUGCUAUUCUUUGGUGCCGCGUCUGUGUCCGGGGGCGGCAUCUUCGACGAAGGCGUUGCGAGGCGGACCGGCGCCUACCCGCAGUAUCACUCCAGUGACAUCCGCGCCUUGCACGUCUCGUACUUCCGGCGCCGCUGGCCGGACGAGCGUGCGUUCCAUACGUGCAACCUGCGGAAAAGCCCCGGCUUCCACCUCGUGGCCCAGGGUGCGGAUCCGCUCCCCCCCGUGGCGGAUGCCAAGCCGGGCUUCUACAAGGUUGAGGUCAUCAAAAGUGUCAACGAGGUGAUCUUCAAGAUCGACGGCCUGUUGCUGUUCAGGUGGAUAGAUGACGAUAUUGGGAAAACGGGCCCUGUGGUGGAAGGGGGGCGGAUUGGGUUCCGGCAGAUGGCGCCUUUGCAAGCCAGGUAUAGGAAUCUGGAAGUAUGGGAGCUGGAAACUUGA